AUGGCUAGUCCAAAUCCUGAAACAGAUUCGUCUUCUAUGUUUAUGCAAAGGGGAGAUAGUAAAAAGACCAAAAGUCCGACAAAAUCUGAACCAUCAUCCAGAAGAAAUUCUAUCGUAAAGAAUAUACCUGCAGAAGUAAUCACUGUUAAAGAUUUCUUUGAUUUUAUGAAAACCGCUUAUCAAGUCUAUGAACACUUAGAGGGCGAUGAAGAUGAGGGUUCUAAAAUUAAUUGGGAGGAAUUAACGAAGUUAACGGUUAUUAACCAUGUCAUUGACCAACAAGAAAGAGAUCUCUUGUAUCAAACUGCGUAUUCCGAUCAAAAACCUAUAACUAGCAAAAGUGACACAGCAAUUGAGAGAAGAAAUAGCGAAACAGAACGUACUGAGAAGAGAUAUAGCUGCAGUGAGAUUGAAAGCAAAGGUCGCAGACGUUCAUUACCACCCGAAGCAAGAGUAGAAAUGCUAGGAGUUUGGACCGAAGCUAAUUUGAAUUGCAAGUUAAACGACGUAAUAAAUGAAGGAAUAUUGGAUUCCAUUCUACCUUAUCUGGUGGGAUAUAAGAAGCCCUCAAAAACUACAAGUGUUUAUGGGCCAAUAAUAAAAAAAACUCCUUCAACCACAUCAACAGAUGUAAAGAAGCCCGCUAGUUUUGGAGGUUUUAUAAAUGAAAAGGAAUCGAGAGAUCGCUUGGGACGGCGCAAGUCCUCCGUGGUUGCAGCACAAGAACGUGGAAACCAAAAACAAGAUGGUGACGUAGAAAUUCACGUUUGUGAUGAAGUCAAAGGCUUGAAAAAAGAUUUUAGAUGUCCUCAAAAGUUACUGGUGUCUAAGAUGGGAUACUUUGCCGAUGUGACCGCCGGACAGAGACUGGAGGAUAUGGAUAUAUCUGUACAUUGUGAUAUUCAGAUUUUUGAUUGGCUAAUGCGUUGGGUCAAGCGUGACACUAUCCUAGUGGCCGAUUGGCCUCUUCUGGAUCCUCAUAAUGUCAUACCUAUCCUCGUGUCUGCCUCUUUUUUACAAAUGGAGCCUCUCCUUCACGACUGCUUGAUCUACUGCCACGCGCACAUGAACGAUAUUGUGAAGACUUCAACCAACUUGGCAUGCCUCAGUGAUGCACUUUUAACAAGAUUGGCAGCAAUGUAUACAAAUACGGAACUAGAAGCUAUUCGUGACCGCAAGGACAAGAUACUAUCACGUCUCUACUGCAAGAUGAUCCUCUCGCUGGCGGAGCCGGUGCCGGAGACAUUGCGCGGCCACCACGCCACGCUCGCCACGCUCUUUAAAUGCAGCAAGUGUAAUAAACUCCUAGGACGUCACAUAGCAGAGCAAGUGCCGUGCCAGCCCGCCUGCAUGCGCAUCGACCGACGCGGCAAUGUUAUUUCCAAUCAUACUAAGGACGUGUCGUGGAGUCUGAACGAGUAUAUAGCGUGGCUGUACGGCGAGUUGCGCGCGUGGCGCCGCGUGUACUGGCGCCUGUGGGCCGACUGCCACUUCCUGCGCUGCCAGCUCUGCAACUCAUACUUCCCCGCCUAUCAGAUGGAGUGGUGUUCGCACCACGAGCAGGGCCCGCACAUGUUCGCGCUAGAGGGCCGCGCGCCGCUGGCCGCCGGCCGCCACGCGUGCUGCGGCGAGCGCGCCUACCGCUUCGAGACCGUCGCCAGGAAUACCGGUUGCCAGUUUCGCGAACACGUUCCCGAUGAGGGCCUGGCGGCGGACGCGGCUGUGAUGGAGAUAUACAACAAUUUCAGAGACAUAAUAGCCAUGAGGCCGCCACAGUUAAUGUUCCCAGAGAGACUUACUCGACUUGUGCCUAGAGACGAUGUUGCAGAGGGUGGUGAGGACGCUAACGGUCGUCUCCAAUGCAAGGAGGUGUUCUGGUGGGAGGGCAUCCAACUGGUUCCGCCUCGACAGACCCUCGGCCUGCUCGGCAAGCUCUACACUAGCAACACUAAAUUCAACCCGAACGCGCGUCCUGGCUCGCCCGUUUUGAGUGCACCUCGUACAUCCGUGCAGUCUCUGGCUGGGAAUUGCUCAGCUGGUAUAUGUGCUUCGCCGGAGCGACGCGAAAUCAAACCGAAACUGCCUAUAAAGGAAGAAAAUUCGAAAAAGCCAGGUGGUGGCAGUGGAGAAGGGGGUGAUGUUGUAGACGUCUCGUCUAGCGAUUUGAGCGAGCAAAGCUCGGACAGUGGCCAGAGUGAAGAGGACGUACCGAGACGCUCUCGUGGCAGGGCUAGGGCUCCGCCCCUUGCACCGGCUCCACCGAUUACUAGGAACGCAGCUCGCCGCGGCCGCGUGCAAGGCAGGGUGUGGGCGUCGUCGCAGUCGGCGCGCAGCAACCAGGACGGGCAGAGGCGCUUCGAGGAGCGCGCCGCCCACCACAUGCGCGCCGCCCUCGCGCGCAGGCACCACCACGCCUCGCGGCACAGGCCUCACCCUGGCGGUGUGUACGCGCGCUUAGAGGCAGAAUGGCGUGAACGUCACGGCGCGAAGACUCGCAACGCUCCCUCCGCGCGCUCUCGCCCCAUCAAAUACAAA
Brenthis ino (lesser marbled fritillary) is the source of this 2535-nucleotide messenger RNA. NCBI's taxonomy places the organism in Eukaryota, Metazoa, Arthropoda, Insecta, Lepidoptera, Nymphalidae. The record is from the annotation of a GenBank genome assembly.